GACUCGCUUUUAAAAGUUAUGGUGAGAUCAGAAUCGCCGUAAUACUCACGGAGCAAACAGAGAAACACUGGGUCGAGACCCAGUAAUCCGUCUGCUCUAGUAUAUCUGAUCGAUUCAUCAUUUCUGACCACAGCCUAAACCGUGGCUGCCCCGAGUUGUGAAAAUGCCUAUCGAUCAUCGCAACAAAGCUCACGAGUCGGUUAUUAUCAUCUCUAAAUCCGAGCAGGGCAACUAGGAUCCGAUCAAAUAAGAUCACGGUGUAGAUUUUUUUUUUUUUUAACACAAAAAAGACAAACAUUCACGCACACAAGCAUUCACGCACUCACCUCACACAUACGACACAUUCAAAUGACCUGACUUCCUGGUUGACUUCAGUAAGUAGACCCGUGGAAUUAUGGGAAAACAUUACACAGUCCAAAAAACCACAGCGCCCCCAUGUGGUCGCCGACGAUAACGUUACCUAAUAUUUUCUUGACGUUUAUGAAUACAGCCAUGAACAAAUUUAGCCAACACAAUGUUAUUUUCAAAGAAACAACAACUUUAAUAAUUUUCUUAUAAGAUCAAGAGUUCAUGGAAGUAAGGUAGAGGGUUAAAUCAGAACUGAUGUCCGCGUUAAUUAGUUAAUCUGGCGUUCUGCGUGCCUCGUAAAGGUGCGGGUUAAUCUUGAAUGUCGUAAUGAGCUUGAACGGAUAUGUCUACUACCAGCAUUACUGAACACAAACAGAGUAAACACAGUGGGUGAGGAGAAGACCACACUCUCCAGACUGCAUAAUGCUGGACCUUAACACAACAAAAAAACAACCACCUGUAUGCAUUGAGCAACCAGGGUUUAGACAUCACAAAAAAGAGAAUUAUGUGAUUCAUCCUCCAGCGGCCCAAGAGGACACAGACGGUGAGGAGGAAGUCAUUCAACUCAGGAAACUGAAUGGCUCACCCAGCGAGAGCCCCAGUCACCAGAAUCUCCAUAAGGAGCUUCUGUUUGCCCAUAAAAAAGGGCUGCUGUUGGAGGAGAAACCAGAACUGAAGCGUGUCUUACAGCAGAGGAGACUUGACCUGCACAAAGAGCAGGAACUUGCCCUCCGACCUCCUUCAGACCUAGAACAAGAGCUACGCAAGCGGCAGCAGAAACUACUGGAGUAUGAAAUAGCGGAAAAGAGGCGUUUGGAAGAUCAGAAGAACAUUCCAGAAUUUGUGCGAGUGAGAGAAAAUCUGCGACGCAUACAGAUUACCGAAUGAAACUGAUGCAGGGAAGAAGAUGCGCCUUUUAUUUUUUCAAUUGGUGUAUUGUAAAAAAAAGUGUAUCAUGUAAUGAAAUGAGGGGGCAUACAGCCCAAAUUAUGUUUGUAUGUAGUCUUGUAUUUGGAGUUUGUUA
Triplophysa dalaica is the source of this 1372-nucleotide messenger RNA. RefSeq lists its product as uncharacterized. NCBI's taxonomy places the organism in Eukaryota, Metazoa, Chordata, Actinopteri, Cypriniformes, Nemacheilidae. The coding region runs from base 772 to 1236 and encodes 154 amino acids. The transcript is spliced from 5 exons. The record is from RefSeq and is a predicted model, not a curated record.